Molecule: messenger RNA, 1534 nt
Organism: Neurospora crassa OR74A
Lineage: Eukaryota; Fungi; Ascomycota; Sordariomycetes; Sordariales; Sordariaceae
Exons: 2
Coding region: 278-1348 (356 amino acids)
Molecular function (GO): ATP binding; kinase activity
Source: RefSeq, a predicted model, not a curated record
UGAGCCUCAACGUUCCAUUGCGGCAAUGUCGUGGUGUAGAGACGAACGUCGUCCGAUCUUUCGGUCUCGUCCGUGAACUUCGACUCUCAUAUUGAUCUGUUAUCUACAUGCUAACACUCUUGAGCCGUGUCGUUGCAAUUGAUUGACACAUCGUGAACGACUUCGAGGACUCAAAUAUUCCAUUGCAAUAUAUACUUCCCCCAUAUCAUCAGUUCCUCUAACACUCCUAUCCCCAUAUCAACCCCCCUCAUACUUGACUUAUACCCAAACAACAACCAUGGCAACCUUCCCCGCCUCCUGGACCCUUACUCCCUCCGCCCGCCUCGAAAUCUUCACCAGCCAAAUUCUCCCCACCGAACUGCAACCCUAUCUAUCCAACAACCCCCCUUCCCCAACCACAUAUACAACCAAAGACACCACCACCACCCGUCGCCGGCCCCUCGCCAUCCUAAUAGUCGGCCAAACCGGCGCAGGCAAGACCCGCCUAGCGCCCCUCCUCCGCCGCGCCAUGACCGCCUGCCACCCCUCCCACCGUUCCCCGGCCCACUUCAUAGCCGACACCUACAAGACCUACCACCCUCACUACGCCUCUUGCCUCGCCCAGUUCCCCCCGGCCCAAGCCUCUGUCUUGGCAGGACUGGACGCCCGCCUCUGGCUGCAGAUGGCAUGCCAGCACGCCGCUGAGGCCGGCAUCGAUGUCUUGGUGGAAUCUGCAUGCAGGCAUCCAGAUGACUUUUGCAAGCUUGUUGAGAUUUUUGCAAAGGCCGGGUAUACAGUGAAAGUGGCCAUCUUGGCGGUGCCCGAGGGGGUGAGCAGGUUGGGAUGUUUGGUCCGGUAUUGGAAAAGGCUACCGGAGGCUGGGUCGAGGGGACUACCUGUGAGACUGACGCCGAAGAGGGUGCAUGAUGAGAGUUAUCAGGGGUUGAUGGAGGCGGCGAGGUUCGUGGAUGAGAGUGGCGCUGUGGAUGGGGUAGUGGUCGUCAGGAGGGGGGAGGAGGUGGCGUUUUGGAAUGAGAGGGUUAGAGUGGAAGGGGAUGGGGAAAGAGUAGAAGGAGAAAGAAAAGGGGAGAGGACGAGGAGGUGGGUGAGGGAGCCUGCUGGGGGAGCGUUGAAGGCGUUGGAGAUUGAGAGGGCUAGGAAGCUGUCGGUAGAGGAGAGGAGGAUCGUGGAGGAGGAUGUUGAAGUUUUGAGGAAGCUGGGGGAUCCAAAGGUGGAUCUAGAGAUUGAGGAUAUUCAGGCGUUGGUGGAUGGUAUCGGAGCUGGGUUUACUGGGACAUUUCCGCCUUUAGAGCCCUUUGAUGCGGAUAGGUUUGUUGGGAGUGUUGGGGUGAUGGCGAUAUCACAUUAAGGGCACAUUUAUCGCGAUUUACAGGAAGAACUCCUGCGUUCCAGUACGCAAAUACCCUGACAUGGUCCUAGGAGGUAAGAUCCGUAUGUCUGUCAUUUUCGGACAUCGCCCUUCCGUAGACUUCUCUCUCAACUAUGUCACUCCAUUGGGUAUACAGAGAUCUCGUCGCUCACACUUUUGUCGUCU